Molecule: messenger RNA, 3237 nt
Organism: Prorocentrum cordatum
Lineage: Eukaryota; Dinophyceae; Prorocentrales; Prorocentraceae
Source: the annotation of a GenBank genome assembly
UUCUUGUCUUACCGUGCGGGCGGAUCCCAUGAAGGAGGCUGCGCCCGUCGUUGCCGUCGGAGAGCAGCGGCCGAAGAGCUACGGCUCCCUGGCCACGGAGGACCGUCUUCAAAUCCUGGAGUACCGCGCGCACUUACGCAGCGGCUUGGAUCGGAAGCGUUCUGCGCAGAUGCUUUUCGUCGGCACGGUUGCGGGGUUCUUGGGCUUUGUCUUCGCCUUCCUGAUCGGCGUCAUCAAGGCGUGCGACAAGGACAAAUACGACCUCAACGGCAAGAAGUUCGCCUCGGGUAUGAGCUACUUUCCAUCUACCGUGAGCGAGAUGGUGCACGAUCCCUCCGAUCCUGGUGGAAAGUGUUUCUUCUGUUUUGAACUCACGGGUGCCAUCAUCCUUUUCAUGUCCUCGUACCCCACGAUGCUCAGGAACGUCUACCUUGGGGAUGAUGUCGAGGUCCCCUACAUAAAGGUCUCAUGGACAACCUUCCGCCAGUUCGUGCCCGCUCCUGGGAUGAUGUUGCUCGCGAUCAUCACUACCAAGCCUGCUGCGCAAGCGCAUUACCUGGAUCAAUUUUGCAUCCAGUUGCACAUGAUAGGCGCGCUGAUGUUAUUCGUCGGUUACUUUGUGGUGGAAGCUUACACGGUGGGUUGGGGGCCUUUCAAAGAGCCAGGUUGCAAGGCCCUUGCCGAGGCAGAGGGGCAGACAAACGAGUUGAGUCUCCGCAAGUGGUGUCUCCAUGGGGUCUUUUUUGGGUGGAUCACGUUCUGUCUGCUGCAAGCGCUCGUCAGGAUCCCAGUGCCGUUCGCCCCCGCAAAUCACUUUGACAUUUGGGGUACACUGUACAAAGACACAGGCAAGAAAUGGUGGAUCAACUAUGGAGUCCAGCUCAUCGAUAGCGCGCACUUUGAUGUGAAGGUCGUGAAAGUAGUGUCAUAUCUCAGCGAGGUAUUCUGCGGUGUCUGCAUGCUUUCCAGCCAUUGGUUGGUCUGGUACUAUUGCGAGGAGAGGAACUACGACCUCGCUGAAGAGCUGCCGAGCCUCCAGAAGCAGCACACCGAAUUCAGCCCCGAGCUGCAAAGCUCUUUGAGCCCAGGUGCCCCUGCGCGCGACGGCUCGGUGCCCCCCGAGCUGGCCGCGGCGCUGAGGGUCGUCCAGGCUGCGGCGGCCAGGGCGAAGGCCAAGGAGCCGACGCUGGACGACGCGCUCCGCAAGGCCGCUGGCGAGUGCAAGGGCCUCCACGGGCGGCACCAGGCCGCGGUGGAACAGGUCCUGCGCUGCCGCUCAGGCCUGAGCACGGCCAGGGCCCGUGAGCGGGAAUUCGCCUUGCUCCUGGCCGAGGCCGAGGCCGCCAAGCAGAAUGCAGCUGCGGCGCCGGGCGCCUCCGCGGCCGCUGCUGGAGCCGCUGCCGGGGCGACGGUCACCGAGGAGUCGGCCGAGCUCUUCCAGCUGCGCUGGGACGACUCCAUCUUCUCUGCUCUUCCAGGAACGCGGCAGCUUGGCCCGCCUCCGCACGAGCUUCUCGCGGCGAAGGACCUCCUCCAGUCCCGCUCGGGGGAGGUCCGCGAGACGCUGGCCGCCGCGCAGCGCCUCGCCGCCACCAGCCGCCAGCGCUUGGCCAAGAAGCGCAAGGGCGGCAACGGAGCCCCUGCAGAGAAGACAGGCGACCCCGUGCUGGCCGCGGCGGCCGCCAAGCUGAGCCAGGCCAAAUUCAAGGCCGCCGAGCAAGCGAAGGAGACGGACCAGCCCGAGUCGGGCGAGGGCAGGGCGGACCUCGACGAGGAGCCCGACGUCGCCUCCAACGCCGUGGCCGACGCCAUCCCCGACUUCGAGGUGGAGCAGUGGGAGCUCGUCGAGGAGCAGGGCCAGCCCGAGACGGCCGAGGGCCCAGGACUUGAGGCUCUCGCGGCAGGGCCUCGGAACGCCAUCCCGUUCGGGCCCCUCCAGAACUUGCGUGGGCUCGACUUCCCCGUCGAGGGUAGUGAUCUCGAGGAGGCUGCGCCCGUCGUUGCCGUCGGAGAGCAGCGGCCGAAGAGCUACGGCUCUCUGGCCACGGAGGACCGUCUUCAAAUCCUGGAGUACCGCGCGCACUUACGCAGCGGUUUGGAUCGGAAGCGUUCUGCGCAGAUGCUUUUCGUUGGCACUGUUGCGGGAUUCUUGGGCUUUGUCUUCGCCUUCCUGAUCGGCGUCAUCAAGGCGUGCGACAAGGACAAAUACGACGUCAACGGCAAGAAGUUUGCCUCGGGUAUGAGCUACUUUCCUUCUACUGUGAGCGAGAUGGUGCACGACCCCUCCGAUCCUGGUGGAAAGUGUUUCUUCUGUUUUGAGCUCACGGGCGCCAUCAUCCUUUUCAUGUCUUCGUACCCCACGAUGCUCCGGAACGUCUAUCUUGGGGAUGAUGUCGAGGGGGCGGCGGAUUUGGAUCAAUUCUGCAUCCAGUUGCACAUGAUAGGCGCGCUGAUGUUAUUCAUCGGCUACUUUGUGGUGGAAGCUUACACGGUGGGUUGGGGGCCUUUCAAAAAGCCAGGUUGUAAGGCCCUUGCCGAGACAGAGGGGCAGACAAACGAGUUGAGUCUCCGCAAGUGGUGUCUCCAUGGGAUCUUUUUUUGGUGGAUCACGUUCUGCCUGCUGCAAGCGCUCGUCGGGAUCCCAGUGCCGUUCGCCCCCGCAAAUCAUUUCGACAUUUGGGGUAAAAUGUACAAACACACAGGCAAGGCAUGGCGGAUCAACAAUGGAGUCCAGCUCAUCGAUAGCGCGGACUUUGAUGUGAAGGUCGUGAAGGUAGUGUCAUAUCUCAGCGAGGUGUUCUGCGGUGUCUGCAUGCUUUCGAGCCAUUGGUUGGUCUGGUAUUAUUGCGAGGAGAGGAACUACGACCUCGCUGAAGAGCUGCCGAGCCUCAAGACACAGCACACUGAAUUGAGCCCCGAACUGCAGAGCUCUUUGAGCCCAGGCGGCCCUCGGACGCCCUCAAUGGCCCGCUCCGCUGCGCCCCUGCUGGUCGCCGCCGUGCUCGGCUUCGCGGCGCUGGCGUCCACCGUCGCCUUCGUGCCCCCCGCGGCGGAGGCCCCAGCGCUCCGCGGCGGCGCCGCCACGGCCGCUGCCGCGGUAUACGGCGGCCUCGCCGCCGCGGCGCCCGAGCCGGCGGCCGCGUGGUCGGAGCAGGAGCUGAACAAGGCCGGGCUGUUCUUCAGCGUCUUUUUCGUCUUCUUCGUGGCGGGCCUCGCCCGCAUGCUGACUGUCGGCAA